CCUACUUUCCUAGCUUCCAAAAUCUAAAGCUUUUUAGACACGAAAAAAGGAGAAAAAAAAAAUCAAGAAGAUCAAUAUGGGUAGCUGUGAAGAAAACAUGGCUGCUUGGCUAUAUGGUGUUAAUGAUCUCAGAGUCCUGCCAUACAAACUCCCUGCCCUUGGUCCUCGUGAUGUUAGGGUCAGUAUGAAAGCUGUUGGUAUAUGUGGGAGUGAUGUUCAUUAUCUCAAGACUAUGAGUUGUGGGCACUUUCUUGUGAAAGAACCAAUGGUAAUUGGUCAUGAGAGCGCUGGAAUCAUAGAUGAAGUUGGAUCGGAGGUGACAACACUAGCCCCCGGCGACCGCGUUGCACUCGAACCCGGAACUGGUUGUUGGCGAUGUGAUCGUUGCAAAGAAGGCCGGUACAACCUUUGCCCUGAUAUGAAAUUUUUCGCCACCCCACCAAUCCAUGGCUCUCUUGCCAAUAAGAUUGUGCAUCCGGCGGAUUUGUGUUUCAAGUUGCCGGACAAUGUGAGCUUGGAGGAAGGGGCCAUGUGUGAACCAUUAAGUGUGGGUGUGUACGCUUGCCGUCGUGCUCAGAUUGGCCCUGAGACGAAUGUUUUGGUGAUGGGGGCAGGACCAAUUGGCCUCGUCUCUUUGCUAGCUGCUCGUGCAUUUGGUGCUCCAAGAAUUGUCGUUGUUGAUGUUGAUCGCAACCGUCUGUCCGUCGCAAAAGAGCUUGGAGCAUUUGCGACGGUACAAGUUUCAACCAAAACUGAGGAUAUUGAGAAAGAGGUGGAACAAAUCCAAAAGGCAGUGGGAGGAGUUGGCAUCGAUGUAACCCUAGAUUGUGUUGGUUUCAGCAAAACUAUGAGCACAGCUCUAUCUGCCACGAGAAGUGGUGGCAAAGUUUGCCUUGUGGGAAUGGGACACUGUGAUAUGACUAUUCCCCUCACCCCAGCUGCAGCAAGGGAAGUUGAUAUUCUUGGGGUAUUCCGCUACAAGAACACAUGGCCUCAAUGCCUUGAGUUUUUGAGCAGUGGCAAAAUUGAUGUGAAGCCAUUGAUAACCCAUAGGUAUGGCUUCUCUCAGGAGGAGGUUGUAGAUGCAUUUGAGACGAGUGCUCGUGGCAGUAACGCUAUCAAGGUCAUGUUCAAUCUUUAGAAAAGGGAACAAAUUUUAUGUUUUCUUUUUUGGGGAGGUUAUGGGAGAAGUUGCCCUAUAAAUGUUUCAAGGAUUAAGUGUGUUAAUUCACUUCCUUUUUGGUUUUUUCCUGCUUAAAUUUCCAGGGUUUUUGGAGAGUUUUAAAGCAGGUUGCCUAGGGUUGAUGUUUCUAUGUAUUCAAGUGUUAAUUCCUUUCCUUUUUUCUAUGUAAAUUUUGAUGUUUCUAUGUGAAAGGUCCGAUGCAUCAAUUAUAUAAUCCGUUAUUAGGUUUAAA
Coffea eugenioides is the source of this 1415-nucleotide messenger RNA. RefSeq names its product sorbitol dehydrogenase-like. The coding region runs from base 77 to 1141 and encodes 354 amino acids. Lineage: Eukaryota; Viridiplantae; Streptophyta; Magnoliopsida; Gentianales; Rubiaceae. The transcript has 6 exons. The record is from RefSeq and is a predicted model, not a curated record. Gene Ontology annotation, molecular function: oxidoreductase activity, acting on the CH-OH group of donors, NAD or NADP as acceptor; zinc ion binding.